Molecule: messenger RNA, 1212 nt
Organism: Cricetulus griseus (Chinese hamster)
Lineage: Eukaryota; Metazoa; Chordata; Mammalia; Rodentia; Cricetidae
Source: RefSeq, a predicted model, not a curated record
AUGGGCCGAGAAGAGUUGGGCUCCAAUCCAAUGACCCUCAUUUUACCCACUUUUCCCGGUUCCCCCAGAAAACUCGCGCUGCCGGACAGCCCUUGCAGCUGCGCAAUACAGAAGCCCGCACUCCACACCCUCCCAAGGAAACGCCUGGGUCUCAACGCAUGCGUGUUGGGAAUCCUGACCGCCCCUUCCACCUCGGACGUCGUCCGUACGCUGGGUGUUGAAAAGACCACGCCACGGCGCCGCUGGCCGCGUCAAGGACGCAUGCGUCUGAGCAGGCGCCCCACCUCGGCUUUAACUGUAGAUGAAGCAAGCGGCUCCCAAACGCGGUGUGCUGCGCGGUUCCUAGUCGCUGUCUCAGCUCUGCACGUGCCCGAGGGACUGCCUUCCGUGGGGGACUUCCUCUCCCCAAUCCAAGUCCUGGGCACUGUCAAAUGGUUCAACGUCCGGAAUGGUUACGGAUUCAUCAACAGGAAUGACACCAAGGAGGAUGUCUUUGUUCACCAGACAGCUAUUAAGAGAAACAACCCCAGGAAGUUUCUGCGAAGUGUUGGAGAUGGGGAGACUGUGGAGUUUGAUGUCGUCGAAGGAGAGAAGGGUGCAGAAGCUGCUAAUGUAACUGGGCCUGGGGGGGUGCCAGUGAAGGGCAGCCGCUAUGCCCCAAAUCGACGUAGGUUCCGCAGAUUCUUCCCGAGGCCUCGCCCAGCUGCCCCACCACCCAUGGUGGCAGAGGCUCCCUCGGGUGGGACUAAACCUGGCAGCGAAGGGGAGCGGGCAGAGGACUCAGGGCAGCGACCUAGACGACGGCGCCCACCACCCUUCUUCUAUCGAAGGCGGUUUGUGCGAGGCCCUCGGCCCCCCAAUCAGCAGCAGCCCAUAGAGGGCUCCGACGGGGUAGAACCCAAGGAGACAGCCCCAUUGGAGGGGGACCAACAGCAGGGAGAUGAACGGGUGCCCCCACCCAGAUUCCGGCCUAGGUACCGAAGGCCUUUCCGCCCCAGGCCACCCCAACAGCCUACCACAGAAGGUGGGGAUGGCGAGACCAAGCCCAACCAAGGCCCCACUGAUGGUUCCCGGCCUGAGCCCCAGCGUCCACGAAACCGCCCCUACUUCCAGCGGCGUCGGCAGCAGCCCCCUGGCCCCCGGCAGCCUAUAGCCGCAGAGACCUCAGCACCUAUCAACAGUGGGGACCCCCCCACCACCAUACUGGAGUGA